AUGGCACGCGACCAGGAACUCGUCUCGCUUUCCUCCUUCGGAAACGACCUCCUGGUCAGCGGCCACUUUGCAUCUCUCGACUCUACGGACUUUUUCUCUAACGAGAUCAAGGGCGUUCCACGCAAAGACCUCACUGUCGCUCCCGAAGAUGCUCCAAAGCGACUGACCGGCCCUUUCAAAUUAUCGGCCUGGUCUACUCUCGCAUCUGCAGCAUCUGCAGCAUCACCGGAAGAGCCGGAGAGCCUGAUUGUCGGCGGUGCGCCUGUGCGAAAUGUCUCCCUUGUCGUGGGCGACCAGAACGGCCUCUACGAUGACCUGAAGGUGAUGCCUAUCCCGGUCGCUGGGUCCGCAAAAACAGGAGGAUCUCUUCUUGUUGCCCCGGUCAGAAAGGAGGAAGGACAGCCGAUGCUUUUCCUGCCUGCGGAGAGCGACAAGGAAGUUUCGUUCCCCAAGGAUACCACUGCUGUGCCGUUGUCGGAGCUUACUAAAGAGCUCGACACGUCCAAGGGCAAAGUCGGUGCGGCUGCAGUUGACUCGUAUGUCCUGAGUGGUGAUCUUGAGAAUUUCUUUGGCAUCAAAGGGCUUACAGGAAAACUGUACUCGUUCAAGAGUGACGAGAAGAAGCCGGAUGGUAAGGAUAAAAAGGGAGAAAAGGAAACAAAGAAAGAAAAAGACGGCGAAGAUGAUACACCCGAGAAAAAACCCGACGAAGUCGAUACGGAGGUGAAGGAUGAGAAGCCCACAGACGAGAAGAAAGAGAAGCCAGACGAGAAGAAAGAGAAGCCAGACGACAAAAAAGAUGGAGAAAAGAAGGAUGAAAAGAAGAAAGACGACAAAGACACACCGGUCGACGAAAAAGUCAAACUGAAGGAUAUGGACUCUCCACUCUCAAUUCUCUUCCCAGAGAUCGAAAACAAAGCAGUCGAAAAACUCCCUAUCAAAAACCUCGCAUUCACCUACAGCAACAAGGCAAAAGACAGUCUGUUCCCUGCUGGACUGCGCCUGGAGGGUGAUCUGGAGCUCAAAGAUGGCUUGCAGUUCAUGUCGGACGCCUUGAAGAAUAUGUUUGGCAACGAAAAGGCAGCUGAGUUACCGAAGGUACUUCGGGUCAGUGCUCAUUUGGCCGAGGAGAGAGACUGGAGCAAGAAGCCCAAGAUUGGAGGGAUGGUUCUUCAGGCUUCGCUUGGCGAUAUGAAGCUGCCCAAGUGGGACUUCCUAGAGUUUAACACUGUCGGGUUUGAGCUGUCAGUCAGGAAGGAAGGAGCCGAGAAGAAGAAGGAUGACAAGGAAAAAGACGACAAGAAGAAAGAAGAUAAAAAGGGAGAUGAAGAAGGGAAAGAAAAGAAGGAUGACGACCAAGAAGACAAAGAGGAUUCUUCAUCGAAGCCCACGGAAGGUGCACCUCAGGACGCUGCCGCCAUAGAAAGUACCGAAGUCAAAGAAGAUCCUCCGGCCGAAUCAGAAGGCACUGUGACCAAGAAGACAGAGAAAAAGGAAACUACCGAGGAUCCCAAAUCGGAAGAAAGCAAGGGAAAAACGAAAGACGACAAAGACAAGGAAAAGAAAGAGAAAAAGGAAUGGAAGGUAGGAUAUGGCUUGUUUGGCAAGCUACGGCUCAUCCAAUUGCCCAAGUCGAAGUUGCCGCUAGAAGGAAGAUAUUGGGUUCGAAUGGGCGACUGGAAGGAAGAAAACAAGGACAACAAGAAGGACAAGAAAGAUAAGAAGGACAAAGAUGGCAAGGGAGGUAAGGAAGGAAAGGAUGACAAAGAGGGUAAAGGUGAAGAAGGUAAGGGCAAGCCCGAUGACCCAGCUGAUAAACCCGAUACAGAAAAGAAAGACAAGAAAGACGAAAAGACCGAGGAGAAGGGAAAAGGGAAAGAGAAAAACCAGGGAGGAAAGAAGUAUGAAUUGGUCAUCCAAACCGGUAAAUGGAAGGAUUUCUGCGGCAUUUCAAACCUCAGCAUGAAAGAGGCUGAGCUGCGAGCCUUUUUCAAGCCUGAAGAAUUCAAGGACACUUGUACUUUGGCAGUGACCGGAGCUCUGGAGUUUGCCCAAGGCAGUCUUGACAAGACUGAUAAGAAGAAGGAAGACGGAAAGGAGGAAGGGAAGGACGAUAAGAAGGGUGAGGAAGCCAAGAAGGUUGAAAAGGACGAAAGGAAGGAAGAAGCCAAAAAGAAGGAAGGAGGAAAGGAGGUGGAGAAGAAGGAAAAGAAAGACAAGGAUGAAGAAGAAAAGCCCAAAAACGCCACUCUGAAGAUCAAAGGCCAGCUAUCCAGAAAGGACUAUCACUUCGAUGCCAAGGUCGGAGAUUUGAAGCUCGACUCGAUUUUGAAGAUAUACGCCCAGAUCAGUGGAGCCAAGCCAUCCACGGAGGAAGUUAAAGGACACGACUUUACCUUCGAGGAAUUGCAUUUGAAUAUUGCUCGGAAGUUGAAGAAAAAGAAGGCCGAUAAGGAGAAAGACAAGAAAGACAGUGAGAAGAAAGAUGGAGAAAAGAAAGAAGGAAAAGAGAUUAAAGAAAAGGGGGAGCAGGAGGAUGGCGAUGACAAGAAAGAAAAUGAUCAAGAGGUUGAGAAGCCGGAAAAGGUCGAGAAAGAGGAUAACAAGAAUGAAGUCGCAAAGAAAGAGAAGGCAAAGGGAAAGAAAGAAGAGGAAGAGGAGGCAAAAUGGGCCUUUGAACUUUCCGGCAAAGUCAGCUUCAACGACGUCAAGAGCGUCCACGGCUUAGUCAAGAUCGACAGUACUGGACUGACCAUUCAAGGUGGAUUGGAAGACUACAAAAUCAAGGACAUUGAUCUCGAAAUCAAAGAGGCAAAAAUUGAUGUCUUUAUUGGAGCCAAACCCGAUGAGGGGAAAAACAAGAACCAAAAGAAGAUCGAAUCCAAGCCUUCAGACAAGGAUGAAAAGGCAGUUGUUAAACCUGCCGACAGUGACAAGUCCAAGGACGUCACGAAUGACACGAGCAAGGACAACAUCAUUGCCUAUAACCGGGCCAGCAAGUUCGCCAUUAAGGGGAAGGUCGAGUUUCAGAAAGUGCCCAUAACUGUUGCUUUCAUGACGGAACGCAAAGAGACGAAUGCAAAAUCGAAGAAGACUUCAGAACGGGAAUGGGUGCUGUAUGGCGUGUACGGAGGAGAGCUCACUUUGUCCAGCAUCUGUGGUGAUCUUGGAGAAUCAGCGAUUGGAAAGAUGCAGCUGAAGAAUAUUGCGCUGAUCGCGGCAUCCGGGAAGAACAAGACAUUGGAGGAUUUGAAUGUGCUCAAGUAUCCGGUCAAUAAAGGAAUCUCGCUUUGUGCCACUAUUCCUCAGAUUCAAGAAAUAAACAGUUUAGCCAAGCAGGAGGUCGAUGGGCUGGUUCUUGCUGCGACAGUUUACAAGAAACUGGAUCUCCGAAUUCACUUGCCAAAGGCUUUCGACAUCUCCUUCUCUCCCACCGUUUCACUCAAUGAAAUCGGAAUUGGAAUUGAAAUCAGUCGCAACCCCAGCCUGAUAGUCGAGGGUGUUUUGAAAAUGCUUAUGGAAUCAGGGCAAGAUCCAUUGGAGCUCGAGGGAAAGGUCCGCGCCGGCCUAGUUAGCGUAGGGGCACAAGUUGCUGCAAAAUCGCCAUGGGUCAACCCCUUCAAUAUCAGCAAGGAAGUUAAGAUUGCCAACUUCAGAGUGGAGUUCGAAAUCAACUAUGUCACGUUAAUGGCAGCGGGUCCAUCCAUAAUCGGCCUUGAAGGUGGCAUCGAGGCCGGAGAGCUGUGCGCGGGAGCCGCAAUGGUCGUCAGCCAUUAUCCAGAUAACCAGCUUCUUACUGCCAAUAUCAGUAAAGUUGAUCUCAUUGAGAUCAUCCACGUUGCCGGUCAAGUUGCCGAUAUUCAGGUGUUGAAGGAUAUCGGGGGUGGCGAGGAUACAUUUGUCUUUACCGAUGCAUCGAUGUAUAUCUCUACCGGUGCUACUAUUGCUGAUAAAGAAUACCCUCGAGGCAUCUCCGCCGGAGGAAAGCUCACGGCGUUUGGUAAAAGUGCCGAAUUUGACUUGAGUAUCGGUGCAGCAGGACUGGACUUCCAGGGGUAUAUCGACAAUUUCAGUCUGGGACCUCUGGUCGUCCAAUCUGCCAGUGGAGAGUCCCGAGCGGGCAUGGUUGUUCUCAUGACUAAAGACCAGCAAGUGAUCAAAGUGGAUGGAAUGGUGACGUGCUUCAACAUAGGCCUAGUCACUCUUAUCGACAUCCAGAUGGGAACCGAUACUCCCUCCUUUGACGCGUAUAUUGCCGUGAAGCUUACUGAAGCAUUCCAAGUUAGCUUGCAUGCGACAGUCGACGAUUUUCACGAGGUCAAGGACCUGGCAGCAAUUAAGGGGUUGUACUUCCAUGCCCAAAUCAAGGGAGACCUGUUCGACAUGAUCUGCGAGAGUAUUAAGAAUAUGCUCAAAUCAAUUGAAGAACUGGGUACGCAAGGAAUCGAAGCUAUGCAGGAUAUCAUCGGGGCCAAGAUUGCCGAGAAGCAAGCUGAGAUGAACGACAUGGCGAAGAAGGUCGAAGGAGCAAAAGCGAAGGUCGAUGCAAACCGCACGAAACGCCAAGAGGGCAUAGAUAAGGAAGCAGAAAAACGAAAGGAAGCCGAGGACGAAAUCAAACAGCUACGUGAUGAUGUGAAGAAUGCAAUAAACAACCGAGACAAGGUGGAGCGUCAACUAAAAGAAAAGGUGGAGAAAGCGGAGCUUAAAAGGGACUCUCUGAUCGCGGAGAAGACAAAAGAAUACAACGACAAGUUGGAAAAGGCGAAGCAGGAAGAAAAAGCGAACCGGGACGAAUUGGCUCGGCUCAGGAGACAGCAGGAAACCAAAUACGGCAUUAACUUCCUCGAAAAGGUCAACCUCGCCAGGGGAGCCUACGACGAGAAGAAGGCCGUCGAAAAUAAGUCGUGGAAAGAGGUGGACUGGUUGCAUCAGCAGAAACUCGCUGCGAAUUGGCUCACUGUGGGCUAUUGGGCCACGAGACAUGAAGCCGCCAAAUUAGGACACGAAAUCGUCAAGGCAGCGACCGCCGUUUACCUCGAGUCCGCAAAUGCGCUGGAUGCCACUGCCAAUUCCGACGUGUUCAAAGCUCUCGUCACCGGCAUCGCAGAAGCCGAGAAUGGAGUCAAAAGAGCAGUUAAUGGUAUUGACAAUCUCAUCAAGGGCGGUGGCGUUGACGGGUUUGUCAGAGCAUUUGUGGACACGGAAGAGGCGCGGGUGCAGAAAGCAAUUAACGACCUGCAUGCCAUGCAGAAUGAAAACAGUGAUUUACAGAAGACCAUCAGAAACGCCCAAGCCAUUCUCAACAAGAGAGGACCAGAGCUCGAGAAGGAGAUCGCAGAAGCCGAUGAGGCCAUCAAACAGAUCGAAGAAGAUGCAGAGCUCGGACAGCUAACUCGCGACUACGAGUACCAGCUCAAGGUCCACGAUCAAGUGCACAAUAUCAUCCAGGAGAUGCAGGCGGGUCUGGAGACUCUCAAGGAAAACUGGCACAAAGGAAUGGAGGAGCUUAAAAAGGUAGUGGAUGAGGUUCAAAAGGCCAUCGCGUCUGUCUUCCACGUUGAGAGGAUCGAGGUUGGAGUCCAUACCCAUGCCUUGGUCAAUGAUAAACCUCUGAUGUUUACCUUCGUUGGUACGGUGGGUGGCAAGAGGUUUGAAAUCAAAGCAGAGUGGUCGCCAGGCAAGGCUCUCAGUGAUCUGUACAAGACAGUCACAAACGAGAUUCUGAAGCUAUAA
Aspergillus glaucus CBS 516.65 is the source of this 5736-nucleotide messenger RNA. RefSeq lists its product as uncharacterized. Lineage: Eukaryota; Fungi; Ascomycota; Eurotiomycetes; Eurotiales; Aspergillaceae. The record is from RefSeq and is a predicted model, not a curated record. The transcript has 10 exons. Bases 1 to 5736 code for a protein of 1911 amino acids.